AUGGCUGAUGCUAGCUCAAGGACUGACACCUCGAUUGUUUUAGACGACAACGACAAGAAUCAGGGGAUGGAGAACGGAAGUGGUGCGGUUGUACCUUCUAAUUCUUCAGAUAGGUCCGACAGGUCUGACAAACCUUUGGACCAAAAGACAAUGCGACGGCUUGCCCAAAAUCGUGAGGCAGCAAGAAAAAGUCGGCUGAGGAAGAAGGCAUAUGUGCAGCAGCUGGAGAGCAGUAAGCUGAAACUUGCACAACUGGAGCAGGAACUCCAGAAAGCUCGCCAGCAGGGAAUCUUCAUUUCAAGCUCUGGAGACCAAACCCAUGCCAUGAGUGGAAAUGGAGCAUUGACUUUUGACAUAGAAUAUGCUAGAUGGCUAGAGGACCAAAAUAAGCAGAUAAAUGAGUUGAGGACUGCAGUGAAUGCUCAUGCAAGUGACAGUGAUCUACGACUUAUUGUAGAUGGCAUAAUGGCACAUUAUGAUGAAAUAUUCAAGGUCAAAGGUGUUGCUGCAAAGGCUGAUGUAUUUCAUAUACUUUCAGGCAUGUGGAAGACACCUGCUGAAAGGUGCUUCCUGUGGCUUGGGGGUUUUCGUCCAUCUGAGCUUUUAAAGCUCCUAGCGAAUCACCUCGAGCCCCUAACUGAGCAGCAAAUGCUGGGUUUGAACAACCUCCAGCAAUCUUCCCAGCAAGCAGAGGAUGCAUUGUCACAGGGCAUGGAAGCACUGCAGCAAUCUUUGGCAGAGACUUUAGCUGGAUCUCUUGGUCCAUCAGGUUCUUCAGGAAAUGUGGCAAACUACAUGGGUCAGAUGGCCAUGGCCAUGGGCAAACUUGGGACACUCGAGAAUUUUCUUCGCCAAGCCGACAACCUGCGACAGCAGACAUUGCAUCAAAUGCAACGCAUUCUAACGAUCCGGCAGUCUUCUCGUGCUCUUCUUGCCAUCCAUGACUACUUUUCGCGGUUGCGUGCUUUAAGUUCUCUGUGGCUUGCUAGGCCGCGCGAAUAA
Miscanthus lutarioriparius is the source of this 1002-nucleotide messenger RNA. The record is from the annotation of a GenBank genome assembly. NCBI's taxonomy places the organism in Eukaryota, Viridiplantae, Streptophyta, Magnoliopsida, Poales, Poaceae.